AACAUCGGGAAAUCCACUGUAGAUCACUUAUCACUCUCUCUCUCUCAACCACUUAUCUCUCUCUCUUCAACGGUUUUACUUUCUCAUGUUACUCUUUUACAACGUUAGCAGCUACUAACUCCCCCGCCCUCAACCCCUCCUCCACACUACACUCCGCCGCUCCCACCUCAAUUACUUCCCCAGGCAGCAUAUGGGCUCCACUACUACUCCUACUUCCUCGAUACUCACUCUUCUCACGGAUGACCUCCUCCUCAACAUCCUCUCCCUACUGCCCCACGAUUCCGAUCGCAAAUCCUUCCGCUUCACAUGCAAGACCUUCUACCGGGUUGACUCCCUGCAUCGCACCCACAUCCGGGUCCUCCGUCCCGAGUUCCUCCCCUCUCUACUCUCCAAACUACCCCACAUCGCCUCCCUCGACCUCUCCGUCUGCCCCUCUAUCGAUGACGCCUCCAUCCCCCUCCUCCUGUCCUCCUCCUCCGCCCCGAUCUGGGCUCCAAGGAUUAAGCGCCUGAAGCUGAGUCGUUGCCCCGGCUUGAGAUUCCGGGGGCUGGAAACCCUGGUGAGGUACUGCGUGAAUCUAGAGAGCGUCGACCUAUGUUACUCUUCUGGGUUCGGCGAUCUUGAGGCAGCAGCGCUGUCCGCCUCGGCGGGCCUCAGGGAACUUUGUUUGGACAAGUGUUUGAACAUCGGGGACGUGGGAUUGGCCAAAAUGGCGGUGGGGUGCCCGAAGCUCGAGAAACUUUCCUUAAAGUGGUGCUUCGAGAUAACCGAUAUUGGGGUUGAACUUCUGUCCAAGAAAUGUGGUCAAUUGAAGCACCUCGACAUCUCAUACUUAAAGGUCACGAGCGAGUCGUUGCGUUGGAUUAGUAGAAUGGAGAGGCUGGAGAUAUUGCAAAUGGUUGGGUGUGGGCUGGUAGAUGAUAUGGGGUUGCAGUAUAUUGGAAAAGGAUGCCCUUCACUUCAGGUACUCGAUGUAUCAAGGUGCCACAAAUUGACCCCUUCUGCAUUAAGUUCAGUUGUCAAAGGACACAACUCUUUGUUGCAGCUUCACGCUAGCUACUGUUUUUUGGGUCUUCCCAUUACUUUCUAUGACCAGUUUAAGGGCCUGAAGAAGCUGAAAGUGCUCAGAAUUGAUGGCACCCGACUUUCUGAUGCUACCCUCAAAAUUAUCAGUGAAAAUUGCAAGUUUUUGACUGAAAUUUGGCUGGGAAAAUGCCAAGGAGUUACGGAUGCGGGCAUUAUGCAGCUCGUGUCCGGCUGUGGUAACUUGAAAGUAAUCAAUUUAACAUGCUGCGGUGAUCUUUCCGAUUCCGCAAUAUUAGCUAUAUCAGACUCUUGUCGGGAUCUCUUAUGCCUUAAGUUAGAGUGUUGCAACUUGCUAAGCGAAUGGAGUCUUGACUAUAUUGGGUCGCGUUGCUUCUUGCUUGCGGAGGUUGACCUCACAGAUUGUCCCGGAAUUAACGACAUAGGUCUGAAUUAUCUAUCCAAGUGUUUGGGGCUCAUGUCCUUGAAACUUGGACUAUGUACCAACAUUUCCGACAAGGGGUUGUCCUAUAUUGCUUCGAAUUGCAGAAAGAUUCGGGAACUUGAUUUAUACAGGUGUAAGGAAAUAGGUGACGAUGGCCUAGCUGCUUUAUCAUGUGGCUGCAAGAAAUUGCAGAAGCUGAUCUUGUCUUACUGCGAUAAAGUCACCGACCGCGGGAUGGAGUGUCUAAGCUCUUUAGAGGAACUAUCUGACCUGGAGUUACGAGGUCUUCCGAACAUUACUGGUACCGGAUUGAGAAAACUUGCCGCUGGAUGCAGGAGACUUGCUGAAUUGGAUCUGAAGAGCUGUGAGAAUAUUGACGACUCUGGAUUUUGGGCUCUCGCUUACUAUUCCAGGAAUUUGCGGCAGGUUAAUUUCAGCGGGUGUGCAAUCUCAGACGUGGGCUUAUGCAUGGUGAUGGGGAACUUAACACGGCUUCAAGAUGCAAAGUUGGUGAACCUCGUGAACGUAUCUGUAAGCGGCUUUGAGCUUGCCCUUAGAGCAUGCUGUGCGCGGCUCAAGAAGGUAAAGUUGCUUGCCUCCUUGAGGCGACUCCUUUCUCCUGAAGUAAUCGAGACCUUAGAAGUAAAGGGUUGCAGAAUUAGAUGGGAUUAGAACGUUGUAAUAUACACGUUUUAUGGAAAGAGAUAAAUUGGUUCUGGUGGCGAACCAGGUGAGGUCCGUUUCUCAUUCACGACUUUCUCGACUCCAACAAAACAUAAAGUUCAUGUAAUUGAUUGACGAUGAUAUUACAAUGUCGAUUAGGAAAGGGACUAGAAUGCAACUGUCGUGACGCCAAAUACAACUGAAGGUUACUCUAGUUUCUUUUACUGGGUUGCCUCGAGUAGUGUCGGAAGUUAAUGGUAAAGAAGCUUUCUUAUCAUCUUGCUUUUGUGGGCUUGAGAUAAGAACGUCUACACUGUGUUUGGCUUGA
Messenger RNA from Sesamum indicum (sesame), 2459 nucleotides. Its product is annotated as F-box family protein. Gene Ontology annotation, biological process: SCF-dependent proteasomal ubiquitin-dependent protein catabolic process. Gene Ontology annotation, cellular component: SCF ubiquitin ligase complex. Lineage: Eukaryota; Viridiplantae; Streptophyta; Magnoliopsida; Lamiales; Pedaliaceae. The record is from RefSeq and is a predicted model, not a curated record. Gene Ontology annotation, molecular function: protein binding.